Messenger RNA from Cordyceps fumosorosea ARSEF 2679, 543 nucleotides. RefSeq names its product Ser/Thr protein phosphatase. Gene Ontology annotation, molecular function: hydrolase activity. The record is from RefSeq and is a predicted model, not a curated record. The coding region runs from base 1 to 543 and encodes 180 amino acids. Lineage: Eukaryota; Fungi; Ascomycota; Sordariomycetes; Hypocreales; Cordycipitaceae. The transcript has a single exon.
AUGACCCCGCAUCUUUCACGGCUCCUGCACCGGUCCUGGUACAACCGUGUGCAGGUGCUCUCCGACCUGCACUUCGAGAUCGGCCAGCAGUACGCCGCCUUCACACUUCCCGUCGCCGCGCCCUACCUGCUCCUCGCCGGCGACAUCGGGCGGCUAGUCGACUACUCCGGCUACCUGAGCCUCCUCGCCGCGCAGGCCGCGCGCUUCGAGGCCGUGCUUGUCGUCCUCGGCAACCACGAGUUCUGCGGGAUGAGCCACGCCAAACGGUCUCGGCGCCGCAGCACGAGGGCAGCCCGCUCUCGUCGGCCUUUGCGACCGAGCUGCUGGCCGAGGGGGGCGGCGCGCGCCGGGCGCCCGACGGUCAGGGCGUGGGUGUUUGGCCACACGCACCACUGCACCGACAUGGUGUGCGCGGGCGUGCGCGUCAUGGCCAACCAGCGCCGCUACGUCCUUCCCGGGAUGUCGCUGGCCGCCGUCAAGGGCGCAAAGUGGAAGAAGAGAGCCCGCACCUUCGAUCCUGCUAAAGUGGUCGUCGUCCGGUAA